Messenger RNA from Prorocentrum cordatum, 1551 nucleotides. NCBI's taxonomy places the organism in Eukaryota, Dinophyceae, Prorocentrales, Prorocentraceae. The record is from the annotation of a GenBank genome assembly.
AGUCCGUUCUGGCUUGAGGCUGCGGGGCAAGCGAGGCCCAGAGGCUCUGCCAUGUGGGCGCGGGCCGCCCCCCGCCCUCCGCCGCGCGGCGGGCCGCCCGCCGCCACAGCCGCCAGAGCGCCAGCGGCACCCCGCCCUGGAGCCCCGUAGGCGCCGAUGGCGGGCGCAGUGGCUGUGUCGGUGGAGCUGCUGCCCGACGGCGCCCUGGCCGAGGUGCCCGUCGGCACCCACGCAGUGCUGGAGGCGGGGGGGGCCCUGCUGCACGCGGUGCGCCUGCCCGACGGCUACGUGGCCUUGCGGGCCGGCAGCGUGCGGCGCUUCCAGCUCGCGAGGCAGCCUCCGCGGUGCGCGGCGGUCUGGUACCCACAGCCCUUGGGGCCUGCGUGCGACGCCGAGCGCGCCCAGGCGGCGGAGCGGGGGCGGGCCUUCCUGGGCCUCGGCGCCGCAGAGGUCGCCGCGCGCCUCGUCGGCGCCGGCGGCAGCGCCGCGCUGCUCGAGGGCGGCGGAGAGGCGCUGGCGGCCGAGUGCCUGGCGGGGCUGUGCGCCACAGGCUUCGCGAGGCACUGGGGCGUGGCCGAGGCCUACCGCGCGGCGUGCGGCGCGGCCUCCCUCGCUGGGGCCGCCGCCGACGCGGGGGCUGCCCCGCCGCCACCGCCGGCAGCCGGCCCAGCCCCGAGCACGCCCAGGACUUCUGCGCCCUCGCCGGCACCGCCAGAGCGGCACGGGGGCGUGCGCGCCGCGGCCUCCGCGCCGCGCGUGGAGGCGGAGGGUUCCCAUGCCCGCCUGGCCGCCGCCGCGCUGCCCGCGCCUGGCGCGGAUGCCACCUUGGACAGAGCGGUCGGGGCGGACGUGGAGGCAUGGACGGACACCGCCGUGCAAACCGCGGUUCACGCUGGCCUUCGCGGCCCCGCGACGCGGCUGGCUGGUGCGGCCGCGGCGAUGGGCUGCGAGGGGUAUGCCCUCUACAAGGAGGUCCGGGAGCACGCGGACAAGUACAAGCGGCGCGAUAUCAGCGGCUCGCAGUACGAGGAGAAGGUCGCGGAGAGCGCCAUCACGUCCUCGGGGCGCGCCAUGGGCGGCCUCUGCGGCGCGGCCGUGGGCCAGGCGGCCCUGCCGGUGCCCAUCGUCGGAGCCGUCGUGGGCGGGCUAGUCGGCGCCACGGCCGGCGGCCUGCACGCGAGCAGCCUCGUGAGGGGCAUGUCGCGGCUCUCGGGCGGCAAGGCCAAGGGCGGCGACGACCUCGUGCGGGUGGUGGAGCACCGUCCGCGCCCCGCCGCGCCUGGAGCGCCCGCUGCCGCGGGCGCCGGCGACGACGACGGCGAGUGCCUGCUCUGAACGCGCGCUGUGGCCGCGCCGCACGCAGGGCACCCCUCAGGCGGGGCAAUCUCAGGAGGGAAGCGGGACGUCGGAUUCCAUCGGCGGUGGAUACGGAUACAUCUCCGUCUCGCAACCCUGGCCGUGCUGGCCCGCGUCGGCUUUUCCUGUGCUCCAGGCCGUUCAGAAACUCGCGGCGAAUACGCGCGCCCGGCGCUCUCGGUGCACUGAGGCUGG